Bufo bufo (common toad) is the source of this 687-nucleotide messenger RNA. RefSeq names its product parvalbumin beta-like. The transcript is spliced from 5 exons. Gene Ontology annotation, molecular function: calcium ion binding. NCBI's taxonomy places the organism in Eukaryota, Metazoa, Chordata, Amphibia, Anura, Bufonidae. Gene Ontology annotation, cellular component: cytoplasm; nucleus. The coding region runs from base 67 to 396 and encodes 109 amino acids. The record is from RefSeq and is a predicted model, not a curated record.
CAGCAAGCACUCCACUGCCAAGCAGAUAGCCUCCCUUCCCAGUUCAAAAACACUACAAGCACAAUCAUGAGUAUCACUGACAUUCUCUCCGCCAAGGACAUUGAGGCUGCCCUUGCCAGUGUAGCAGCUGACAACUCAUUUCAGUACAAAGCUUUCUUCCACAAGGUUGGUCUCUGUGGCAAGACUAACGAACAGGUCAAGCAGGUCUUCGAAAUCUUUGACAAUGACCACAGUGGAUACAUUGAGGAAGAUGAACUUGCACUCUUCCUGAAGAACUUCAAGGCUGAUGCCAGAGCUCUGAAUGAUGCUGAGACCAAGGCUUUCCUGAAGGCUGGCGACUCUGAUGGUGAUGGCAAGAUUGGAAUAGAUGAAUUCCAGGCUCUGGUGAAGGCAUAAACAGCCCAAGACCAAAAGGAAGACUAGGACUGAACCCCUCAAUUUACACCCAACAGGCACCUCAUUCAUGACUGGCACUUAUUUGUGCAUUUUUAUACUGUCUCACGGCAUUGGUAAAAUGUCUGUUUGUUAACUCUUUUUGGGACUAUUGAACUAUCUUAACAAUGUACAGGUACUCUGCUCACUCGAUGUUACGUCUUAUGUGUUUUUGGAUGGCGCUUAAUGAUUUCAACCAAUCACAAUGUUCAAGUUGUGGCUGGAAGAAGGAAAAAUAAAGAAUAUUUCAAUAAA